CGCUCUCCGUGUGAUGCGUCGAGUGAUGCGAGCUUGUGCGAUCGCUUCUUGGAUGCAGCAUCCGUUUUUCACGGUACAAGUAAGGGAGGUGACCCAAUCGAUAUUAGCAUACAAAACCCAGCUCACAUCUACAGGACUGUGACGGUAGCCAUGCAUGGCCUGUAAACAGCAUAUCAUGGCUCACAGGAAGAGGCCAGGAACGAAUCAGGGAGGAAGCAGUAUGGCUGAGCCUCUCCCCCGGCCCUGCCCCGCCCCCUUCCCUUCAGAGUCACAUGACAGGAAGCUACCCGUGCGGUCCCACCCAGCUUCGUAUCCUAAAGACUCACAUGAUCAGGCCCAUGUCCAACCAGAUGAAGGGGCAGAGCCACAUUACUGUGGCCAAUUGGAUGCAGAGCUGACAGCCCACCGGCCGGCCACUCCUUCUACACCUGACCACCAGUGUGAGCAGUCCCACGACCAUGACCACGCCCACGACCACGCCCACUCAGACUUCCGUGGUCGAGCGGACAGCUUGGACGGAGACUCCAGCUCUGACUACGUCAACAACACAUCGGACGAGGAGGAAGACUACGAUGAAGGCUUGGCGGAGGAGGACGAGGGUGUGACCUAUUACAUCCGCUACUGUCCCGAAGACGACUCCUACAUGGAGAGCGUGGACUGUAGCCGCGGCGACUGUAGCAGAGGGGACUGUAGCCGUGGCGACUGCAGGGCUGCGGUGGAACCUGUUGCAGACACAGACGAAUGUCAGGAGGCUGUAGAAGAGUGGGAGGAGGGGGAGGGCGAGGAGAGGGAGGUGGGGGAGGUUGUAGAGCACUGGGUGCAGGAGGGACGAGGGGGGGAUGAUGAGUUGAGGGAGGAGUGGGUGGAAGAGGAGGGAGAGGGGGAGGAGGAGGAGGUGAGAGAGGAGUGGGUCGAGGGAGAGGGGGAGGAGGAGGAGGUGAGAGAGGAGUGGGUUGAGGGAGAGGGGGAGGAGGAGGAGGUGAGAGAGGAGUGGGUCGAGGGAGAGGGGGAGGAGGAGGAGGUGAGAGAGGAGUGGGUCGAGGGAGAGGGGGAGGAGGAGGAGGUGAGAGAGGAGUGGGUCGAGGGAGGGGGGGAGGAGGAGGAGGUGAGAGAGGAGUGGGUCGAGGGAGAGGGGGAGGAGGAGGAAGAGGCUGAGGUGAGGGAGCAGUGGGUGGACCGAGAGGGGGAGGAGGAGGAGGAGGGGGAAGUACGCUGUGAGGUGGUGGAACAGGAUGCAGAUCAACAGAUCUACGAUGGACGGCCUGAGCCAGUCUUGGACCACCACCAUCCAAGCCCCGCCCCUAUGCAGCAGACCCCGCCCAGGGAGGAGGAGGAGGAAGAGGAGAGCGAGGAGUACCUUCCCAAUGAAGAGGAGGAGGAGGGAGAGGGGCGGGGCUACACAGAGGACUACUACGUCCCAGAGGCCAAUGGGAACUGUGUGGGUGUGUCCCCAUACCGGGGGAGGCAGGUGGGGGAAGGAGGGGAGAUGGGGGAGGAGGCUGAGGAGGACAUUGACCUGAUUGUGGCAGAGAUCAAGAUGAGUAUGAGUAUGGGCAGUCUGAGCAGUGGUACCGACCACAGCCCAGAGGAGCUGGCUCACGACUCCGCCCCUGCUAACUACCCUCCCCCUGCACUACCCCCUGCCAAACCCUCUCCUGCCCCCGGCCCCUACCCGCCGCCCCACCGCCACGACAGCCGGCCAAAGUCCCUGAACCUGCCCUCCACACGCCACAACAACCCAGACCUUCAGAGGGGCUUCAAGGUGCGGGCGAGUACCCCUGAAGACCGUCCACACCGGGCCCAGGAACAGGUGACCAACGGCCCAGAGCAGCAGCCAACCAGAAAGCAAAAUCGUUCCGAUCUCAACCUUCCUUUGGAGAACAACAACACUCCAGAGCAAACUAAGAAGGCGGCGGCAUUCCCCAGCUUUGUGGAUGUGCCGGGACCAUGUGAGCCAGAGGACCUGAUUGAUGGGAUCAUCUUUGCUGCUAACUACCUGGGCUCCACCCAGCUGCUGUCAGAGAGGAACCCCUCCAAGAACAUUCGCAUGAUGCAGGCCCAGGAGGCUGUGAGCAGGGUGAAGAGGGUUCAGAAGGCUGCCAAAAUCAAGAAAAAGGCGAGCCCAGAGGGAGAUGGACAGAGCCUGACGGAGGUGGACCUGUUCAUCUCCACACAGAGGAUCAAGGUCCUCAAUGCUGACUCACAGGAGACGAUGAUGGACAAUGCGUUGCGUACCAUCUCGUACAUCGCUGACAUUGGGAACAUUGUGGUCCUGAUGGCUCGGCGCCGCAUGCCCCGGACCGCCUCCCAGGACUGCAUAGAGACCACGCCAGGGGCACCCGACACCAAGAAACAGUACAAGAUGAUCUGCCACGUCUUUGAGUCUGAGGACGCCCAGCUGAUCGCCCAGUCCAUUGGCCAGGCCUUCAGCGUGGCCUAUCAGGAGUUCCUGAGAGCCAAUGGCAUUAACCCUGAGGACCUUAGCCAGAAGGAGUACAGUGACAUCAUCAACACACAGGAAAUGUACAACGAUGACCUCAUCCACUUCUCUAACUCGGAAAACUGUAAAGAGCUCCUAGUGGAGAAGCAGAAGGGGGAGAUGCUGGGCGUGGUCAUCGUGGAGUCUGGCUGGGGCUCCAUCCUGCCCACGGUCAUCCUGGCCAACAUGCUCAAUGGCGCCCCCGCUGCCCGCUCUGGGAAGCUCAGCAUCGGAGACCAGAUCAUGUCCAUCAACAACACCAGCCUGGUGGGCCUGCCCCUCGCCACCUGUCAGGGCAUCAUCAAGGGUUUGAAGAACCAGGUGCAGGUGAAGCUGAACAUUGUUAGCUGUCCUCCCGUCACAACUGUCCUCAUCAAGAGACCCGACCUCAAGUACCAGCUGGGCUUCAGUGUACAGAAUGGCAUCAUCUGCAGUCUGAUGAGGGGGGGCAUCGCUGAGCGAGGGGGGGUCAGGGUAGGACACCGCAUCAUUGAGAUCAACAGCCAGAGUGUGGUGGCCACGGCACACGAGAAGAUCGUCCAGGCACUGUCCAACUCUGUAGGCGAGAUUCACAUGAAGACAAUGCCGGCCGCCAUGUUCCGCCUCCUAACUGGCCAGGAGACACCCAUGUACAUAUAAGGAUAUCUCUGCUUCUCCCGAGGAUCUGUGAAUUGUUACAAGAACUUUGAUGGACAUGACGGACUGACCAAUGACAUGCCGAGGACAGCUUCACUUCCUGUGGGCAGGAAGAGACUUCUUUCUCUUCAUCUUCUUCUCUGCUGAUGACUUGUUGACUUCUACCAUUAUUCCUCAAUCCCUGCUCUAACACCAGGCAUACUCCGAGAUAGAGAAUGUUAACCUUAUUUAUUGGUUGUUGUUUGUUUGUUGUCUGUGCUUUGUUAGUCCUCUGAGUGAGGAACAGGAAGUGAGUGAAUGAAUGAAUGCAUUGAUUUUUUUUAAUCCACAUAAAUGUAAUUAGUUCCUGUGUGUCAGCGUACUUCCUGUGUAUUUUAUUGUAUUUCUUGGUGAUGUAAAUAUAUUAUGUGCUAAUGAGGGGGAUGGAUUUUGCAGGUCAUGGGGGAAUGUGUACUGAAUGUCGGGGUAGAGGAGGAAAGAAGGGAGGAGAGUAAAGAUAAGGGUGUGGAAGUCGGAGGAGAGAAGAACUCGACAGAGAGACAGUUCAGCACUGCUGUCAUCAUAGUUUAGAUGUACUGUAAAAGAGCCGGCUUGGGAUUGAACCCGGGUACUUUCCCCUUGCUCAGCAGAUCCACAUCACAUUAGACCAAGGUUAGCAGGUGAAGGUCCGAGUGAUUAAAGGCCAUAUCCUUCAGAUGAGGGCAAUACUGAAGUUCAACCUUACUAUGACCAUGUCAUUGUAAUGGUUGUGCAAGUCUCUUUUUUAAAUCCCCAUGUAUGUUGGCAACCAUUUUGUUGAACAGCACAUUCUCACAUAAGUAGGUUUGAACUAUUGUUUAAGCUUCUUUGAAUUCAAAUCAGUGUUUGAAACUUGAAAGAAUAUUUUCUAUGUGUGCUAUACUGUACCACAGUAACUUUAUCAAGUUAUUCUGUCUCAAACAGAAGCUAUUGUUCUGACUGAGUGUUGAGUGUGUCGUUGUGUGAGUGGGUGUUGAGUGUGUCGUUGUGUGAGUGGGUGUUGAGUGUGUCGUUGUGUGAGGGGGUGUAGAGUGUGUCGUUGUGUGAGGGGGUGUACAGUGUGUCGUUGUGUGAGUGGGUGUUGAGUGUUGUCAUGAGUGGGUGUUGAGUGUGUCGUCUUGUGAGUGGGUGUUGAGUGUGUCGUCUUGUGAGUGGGUGUUGAGUGUGUCGUCUUGUGAGUGGGUGUUGAGUGUGUCGUUGUGUGAGCUGUGCCCAUUGCCAUUGCUAGAAUGUGUGUAAAUAAAGAGAAUCUCAUCUAGUAUUGUGCUCAAGUAAGGCCCCCUGUUCUGUAUACUGAAAAUAUCUUCAUUUCCUGUUUGAGCAUUGACAGAAUGAAAGCUGAGCUUCCCACUGUGACUGAGUGAGCCUGGCCACUAGACAAGGCUCCUGGUUCAACUUCAUUGUACUGAACAUUAGAAAACGUAACCAUACAUUUAUCUAUGUGCAUGCCUCUUAAGAUAGUGUCACGUCAAUGAGACAAGAUAAUAAAACAUUAAAUAAAACCCACUGAAAUGUGUCUGGGUCAGUGUAACAUUUUAGGUGUCUGAUGAGAACGUUUUGUCUUUUGGUUGUAUUGUUUCAUUGAAAGGCAUUAUUCUACAGUACUGAUUCUUCUAUGUGAAUACCAGAGAAUCGGUGUAAGGAACAUGUUGCAAGUUUCUUAUUCUUUACCACCCCCUUGUGGCAGCAGUUGGAAAGUGUAUAAAGUAACAUUGGGGACAUCAA
Messenger RNA from Osmerus eperlanus (European smelt), 4858 nucleotides. RefSeq names its product amyloid beta (A4) precursor protein-binding, family A, member 2b (gene apba2b). Gene Ontology annotation, molecular function: amyloid-beta binding; protein binding. Gene Ontology annotation, cellular component: dendritic spine; cytoplasm; plasma membrane. Gene Ontology annotation, biological process: chemical synaptic transmission. The coding region runs from base 155 to 3118 and encodes 987 amino acids. NCBI's taxonomy places the organism in Eukaryota, Metazoa, Chordata, Actinopteri, Osmeriformes, Osmeridae. The transcript has 13 exons. The record is from RefSeq and is a predicted model, not a curated record.